Bacillus rossius redtenbacheri is the source of this 2264-nucleotide messenger RNA. RefSeq names its product protein Red (gene beag). The transcript has a single exon. Gene Ontology annotation, biological process: mRNA splicing, via spliceosome. The coding region runs from base 666 to 2195 and encodes 509 amino acids. Gene Ontology annotation, cellular component: nucleus. NCBI's taxonomy places the organism in Eukaryota, Metazoa, Arthropoda, Insecta, Phasmatodea, Bacillidae. The record is from RefSeq and is a predicted model, not a curated record.
GUAAUAGACCAUUGCUUUACCUUUGGCUUUCAGGAGGCAGUACUCCUGAAUAAAAAUUGCGACCGAUAAUUUGUACGGAGUUACUGUCCCCCGGGUACAUUUUGCAGAAACUGAAAAAAGCGGCACGUAAGUUUUUGAACUCGCUGCCAUUCGAACCCGCUCAUUUGUUGUUUAUGACUAGAUUGCCAAAUAUGAUUUAACUACUUAAAACGCGUAUAGGAAAACAAAUGAACCUACUGCCAUUCAACAACAUGGAUAAGCUGUUAUUGAAUACAGCUGAAUAUAUCUUCGAAAAUAACACAAUGAAACCACUGUUUUCUAUUUAAAGAUUAGAUUUAACAUAUUCCAGCAGUGUAAUUUAUGAUACGGAAAUGUAAACAUCAUGUAAUGUUGGCUACAUUGGUAGAGCUGGAUAAAUGGACGGCUGUAUUUGUGCUAUGAAUUGACGUUGUUAUUGGUGUAAUUUUUAUCGUAUAUUUUGUGGUUUAGUUGAAAACUUGGAUGAAUUAAAGGUUUUUGAUUGAUCACCUAUAACAUCAAAAGGACGGCUGUAAUCGUGCUGUGAAUUGACGUUGUUAUUGGUGUCAUUUUUAUUGUAUAUUUCGUGGUUUAGUUGAAAACUUGGAUGAAUUAAAGGUUUUUGAUUGAUCACCUGUAACAUCGAAAUGCCGGAAAGUGAGUAUGGACCCGGGUCGAACGCGGACGCGAGGGAAGAGCCCCCGUCCGUGCGGCUGACCAACGACGACUUCAGGAAGCUGCUGAUGACCCCGAGGUCGUCUGUGCCGUCGACGCUGCCGACGGCCCCGGUCCGCGACGCGGCCCCGACGACCCCCGUCGCGGAGAGCGACGACCGCGCCGAGCGGCGCCGCAAGAAGAAGAGCUUCUACGCCAAGCUCAAGAAGCAGGAGGAGGACAAGAUGGCGGAGCUGGCGAAGAAGUACCGGGACCGCGCCGGGGAGAGGCGGGACGGGGCCAACCCGGACUACCAGGCGGAGGACCCCUUGUCCGCGGCCAGCGGCUACCGCGCCGUCGCCCCGGACCUCAAGUCCGGCAUGGACGCCGCGGAGAGGCGCCGCCAGAUGAUCCAGGAGUCCAAGUUCUUGGGCGGAGACAUGGAGCACACCCACUUGGUCAAGGGCCUCGACUACGCCCUGCUGCAGAAGGUCCGGAGCGAGAUCCAGGUGAAGGAGCUGGAGGAGGAGGAAGAGAUGGAGAAGCUCGUCAAGACCAAGAAGGAGAAGAAGGACGAGGAGGACGAGAUGCAGUUCAAGACGAAGACGGGGCGCAGCGUGUACCGGGCGGUGUUCCGGACCAAGCCGAUCGAGAAGAACGAGCUGUUCGCCCCGGGCAGGAUGGCGUACGUGGUGGACCUGGACGACGAGCUGGCGGACAGCGACAUCCCGACGACGCUCAUCAGGAGCCGGGCGGACGUGCCCAGCCUGGAGGCCACGGCCACGCUCACCACCAACGACAUCGUCAUCAACAAGCUGGCCCAGAUCCUGUCGUACCUGCGGCAGGGCGGGCGCCACGGCAAGAGGGGCAGGCGCAAGGAGAAGGGCAAGCCGGACGCCAAGGGCAACAAGGUCACGGACGAGAGCAUCUACGGGGAGAUCGGGGACUACACCCCGUCCAUGUCGCGGCAGGAGGGCCCCGAGAAGGAGAAGAGGCGGCCGUACUUCGAGAAGCCGGAGGAGGAGGCGACGUGGCCCGGCUCCAAGCCCAAGUCGCAGGACUCGCGCAAGGCGGAGCAGCCCGACAAGCCGCCCGAGAGGAAGUCCCUGGGCCUGGGCCAGAGCAGGGCCCAGCAGCUGCUGACGCGGCUGGCUGCGGAGCCGGAGGGCUACGCCGAGUGCUACCCGGGCCUGGAGGAGAUGCAGGACGCCAUAGAGGACAGCGACGACGAGGUGGACUACACCAAGAUGGACCUGGGCAACAAGAAGGGGCCGAUCGGGCGGUGGGACUUCGACACCCAGGAGGAGUACAGCGACUACAUGAACAACAAGGAGGCCCUGCCCAAGGCCGCCUUCCAGUACGGCGUGAAGAUGGCGGACGGCCGCCGCACCAGGAAGUACCACAAGGAGAAGAACGAGAAGGCGGAGCUCGACCGGGAGUGGCAGAAGAUCCAGAACAUCAUUCAGAAGAGGAAGGCCCCAGAGUCGAUGAAUGAUCUGGAAUUUAAAAAGCCCAAGUAUUAGGUUGACACUUAAUGUUAAAUUCUUCUGUGGUGUAGCCUACAGCAAUGAAAUUAAAGAAUAUUGAAUUAA